Messenger RNA from Bicyclus anynana (squinting bush brown), 3223 nucleotides. It is a transcript of the gene scf, whose product is annotated as calumenin-B. Gene Ontology annotation, molecular function: calcium ion binding. Lineage: Eukaryota; Metazoa; Arthropoda; Insecta; Lepidoptera; Nymphalidae. Bases 263 to 1228 code for a protein of 321 amino acids. Gene Ontology annotation, cellular component: endoplasmic reticulum. The record is from RefSeq and is a predicted model, not a curated record. The transcript has 7 exons.
UCUGUCAUUUUUCAUCUCCCGAACGAAGCAUCCGGUCCGGUCCGGGUAGGCAUUGUUUUAUCGAGAUUCGGAAUUCCGAUCCCUAAUCAGCUGGAAUAGGGAACACAUACAAAACAUCAAUUACAUUAGUUAUUAAAAAUCUGUGCUUUGUUACGUGGAACUUGUUGUGACGUGGCCGUUUCCAGAAACCAGAAAGCCGGUAAUAGAGUAGGUAACAAAUUCAGUAUAUUCCUGAAAAACAACUUUAUUUUCAACAAACAACAUGCUGACAACACUGUUCGUAGCGCUGGCUGUGACAGCCGUAUUUGCUGGAGUGCCAAACCCCGAGGAAACCAAGAGGCUGAUGGACCACCUCUCUGAUGCAGAGCAUUACAGGAAUGAGCAUCAUAACAAACAGUUUGAUCAUGAUGCAUUCCUCGGUGAAGACCAAGCUAAAACAUUUGACCAGCUUCCACCUGAAGAGAGUAAAAGAAGAUUGGGAAUCAUCGUGGACAAGAUAGACUCUGACCAGGACGGGUUUGUGUCCCUCGUGGAGCUGAAGGACUGGAUCCGGUACACACAGAAGAGGUACAUAGAGGAGGAUGUGGACAGACACUGGCAGCAGCACAACCCUAACAACGAGGAGUUUAUUACUUGGGAGACAUACAGAAAAAAUGUGUACGGCUUCAUGAACGACAUGACAGAGAAUGAGCUGAGAAACAAUGAAGGCUUCACUUACUCCAACUUGCUCAAGCGGGACAGGAGGCGGUGGGUGUACGCGGACAGCGAUAAAGACGACGCACUCAAUAGGACUGACUUCGCCGGCUUCCUGCACCCCGAGGACCACGGCACCAUGAGAGACGUUGUAGUGCUGGAGACUCUUGAAGACAUCGAUAAGGAUAAGGACGGCAAGGUGUCUCUAGAGGAGUACAUCGGGGACAUGUACAAGCCGGAGGAGGGCGAGAGCGAGGAGGACGAGCCCGACUGGGUCAAGCAGGAGCGAGAGCAGUUCGCUGGAUACAGAGAUUCGGACAAGGACGGGUUCAUGGACGAGCACGAGGUGCGCGACUGGAUCGCGCCCGCGGAGUUCGACCACGCGGAGGCGGAGGCGCGCCACCUCGUGUUCGAGGCCGACGCCGACGCCGACGAGAAGCUCACCAAGGCCGAGAUACUCGACAAGUACGACCUCUUCGUCGGCUCGCAGGCCACCGACUUCGGCGAGGCGCUGGCGAGGCAUGAUGAAUUUUAACACUAUUUCUAGAAAUUUUCUCAUUUUCUUUAACAGCUGACCAGUGACCAAUUGACGUGUAUGGGAAAUAUGGACGUAAUUUUUUUUUAAAUAGUUUUUCACGUAAUAUGAUAAAAGUAAAAUUCCACCAAGGCGUUGGUGAGGCAUGAUGAGUUCUAACACUAUUUCUGGAAAUUUCUAGAAAUUUUUCUAUUUUUCUUUAACAGCUGACCAGUGACCCAUUGACGUUUAUGUUGAAUAUGCACGUUAUUUUUUUUAUAUUACUACCCGAUUAUGAUAACAGUAAAAUCCCGCGAAAUAAAAUUUUUGUUUACCAAUUAUUAACUAUAAUUAAUGAAAAUUUGGCCAAGAAAUUUCUAAGCAACAUAUUUUUUACAUUAACAAACUUAAUAAUAAUAAUUAAUAUAAAACACUUUUCAUCUAUUAAACAGAUGGGUGGAGGUCGUUUCUAACUUUCGGAUCAUCCAUUAUUACAGUCCAUAGUUAUUUACUACUAACUGACGCCGCGCGGUUUCACCCGCGUGGUUCCCGUUAGCGUAGGAAUAUGGGGAUAAUAGAUUCUCUGAGCCUGAUUCAAGUCUUUACGUCUGAUUAUUUAUUAUUGUAUCUUUAACAUAUUAAAAGUAAUUGUUUCUUAUUUUCGUAAAAUUAUACGUUUUUUUAUUUGCCAUAUUAUUAUGUAAUAAGUAGGUUUUAUGAAUCUUCAAAAUAUUUUUAAUAGUUAUGUGUUUUUAUUAAUCUUUAAACUUGUAUUGUGAUUUUAUUGUUUCACUUUUAUAAUAUAUUCGAGCAAUAAGACACUGCCUGGCCUAGGACUUAAUUUUGUGUUAAAUGGUGUAUGUUGUGUUACAUCACAAUGAUGGUAAGUUCGAGUCGCGUUUGUGCAAUACAUACUAUGUGUAUUCACGGAAUAUGAAUUUUCUAGAAUUCGCUCCUGUCAUUAUUAGUUUUGAACACUCUGUACCCGGGGGCAUGUCCUAAACGAACACACAGUGUAAAAAUAUAACACACUAAGAAAUUGAAACUAACAUUGACUGAACAUAAAAUAUGUUAUUCUUCAGUGUUUGAAAAAAAAUUUUAAUAAAAAAAAUACAACCGACUUCAAAACCUAAAAACGUACCCACUAAACUAAAAAGCGAAAUAUAACAUCAUAAUAUGUUCUACCUGCUGAUCAGUAUGAAGGCGGUGCUAAGCCGGUGAUGUAUUAAUUCAAGCCAUGUGUGAGCCAUGUGAUAUGGUCCUGUCAGAAAUGGUUUAAAUUAAGACAACACCGGCUAAUCCCAAUUUCUCCAGAAUUCCAUCAUCAGAUCUUGCCAUGAUGACAAUGGGACCAAAUGGGGACUAUACCGUUUCAAACAAAAAAAUAUUUUUUGAAAUCGGUCCAGGCGUCUUUGAGUAAUCGGUGUACAUACAUAAAAAAAAAUACCGACCGAAUUGAGAACCUCCUCCUUUUUGAAGUCGGUUAAAAAGAACUUAAUUGCCUUACUUUAGAGUUUAAAGUUGUUUAUUCCUUACAAUUACUUAUUUUACACAGAUAUAUUUUUUUUGUUUUCUCGAAAAAAUCAAAUCUAUACUAAAAGAAAAUUGACUUUAAUAGAGCUCAUAUUAUAGAGUAAACUUUAGUCAGUACUUAACUUGUUUAGUGCAAGGCUAUAUUUCUAACUAAAGUUUACUCUGUAUAACCGUUAUUAAAGUCUAUUUUCGUAUAAUAUAAAUACAUAUGCGUACGUCUGCAUAUAUGAGGAUACGGUACCUCUUGGUAUUUUUAUUGCUAAAGCGUAAGCUUUACCGAUCUAUGUUCUAUGUGUGUAACAUACAUGUCUUGAUAUUAUAUACCAUUUAUUUUUAAUAUUUACCAUGAAUUCUCUGCACUGACCGUUGAAAUUGGUUCAUAAUUCAUAUAACGUCAGCGAAUCUCUUCUAAAUAGAAUUAAUGUUGACUUAAUUUGUUAAACUAAUUACGUAGCUAGCUAAUAUUCCUAAUUAGAUACCAAA